UUGUUUGCAUAUUUUUCCUGCAGUUUCUAGCUAAAAUUUGGAAGAAAAAUAUCAGGGAAUGCGGAAAGAUGUGUUUGCACGCCAAGGAAUCCUCAUCUAAGGUAAAUGACGGUGUAGCUCUAUCUGCCAUGCCCUUGUUCAUCCUUGAUGAGAUUGAAGCACAAACCUAUAUCCAGCAUGUGCUCCAUGCGGAAUCACAACAUGGAUCUAGAAACCCUCAAAAAGCUUUUGUGUUAGAUCAUGAUCUUGGUGAUGACGGUUGAAAUCUUCUGCACCGAAAUUUUUGCUUUGUGAAUAGUAUAUAUAUUUCAUCAGCGGGGCAGUUUAUCAUUUUAUUUUAAGCAAGUGAUAUCAUAAAAUGGCAACUGAAAAUAAAGGGAGUGUUUUGAUGCAAAGGUAUGAGCUUGGUAGAUUGCUAGGGCAAGGAACCUUUGCCAAGGUAUACUAUGCUAGGAAUAUUAGGACUUCCCAGAGUGUAGCUAUAAAGGUGAUCGACAAAGAGAAGGUCUUGAAGGUUGGACUUAUAGACCAGAUCAAACGAGAGAUCUCAGUGAUGAGAUUGGUGAGACACCCAAAUGUUGUGCAGCUUUAUGAGGUCAUGGCUACCAAAUCUAAGAUAUACUUUGUGAUGGAAUAUGUGAAAGGUGGUGAACUAUUUAACAAGGUGUCCAAAGGCAAGCUCAAGGAAGAUGUUGCACGGAAAUAUUUUCAACAACUGAUCGGUGCUGUUGACUUCUGCCAUAGCAGAGGGGUUUACCACCGUGAUCUGAAACCUGAAAACCUUCUCCUGGAUGAUAAUGGAGAUUUGAAGGUCUCAGAUUUUGGUUUGAGUGCUCUUGCUGAGUCUACGAGGCAGGAUGGCUUGCUGCACACAACUUGCGGUACUCCAGCAUAUGUUGCUCCCGAAGUGAUCAACAGAAAGGGAUAUGAUGGUGCCAAAUCUGACAUCUGGUCUUGUGGAGUAAUAUUGUUUGUGCUUAUGGCUGGCUAUCUCCCUUUCCAGGACCCAAAUCUGAUGGAGAUGUAUAGAAAAAUCGGAAAAGCAGACUUUAAAUGCCCCAGUUGGUUCCCUUCAGAUGUUCGAAGGCUCCUGUUAAGGAUUCUAGACCCAAACCCAAGUACAAGGAUCUCAAUUGCAAAGAUUAUGGAAAAUCCUUGGUUUAGAAAGGGACUUGAUCAUGACAGACUAUUGAAAAAUGAAACAGAAACAAAAGAAAUUGUCCCUGUUGAUGUCCAUGCAGCUUUUAAUCCCUCUGACAAUAGCACCGUCGAGGGAAAGCAGGAGAUGGGGAAACUCGCAAACUUGAAUGCUUUUGACAUCAUCUCUCUUUCAGCAGGAUUUGAUCUUUCAGGUUUGUUUGAGGAGACUGACCACAGAAGAGAGGCACGGUUCACCUCCAGCAAGCCAGCUUCCACUAUUAUCUCAAAACUGGAGGACAUGGCCAAGCGCUUGAGGUUGAAAAUAAAGAAGAAGGAUCACGGAGUGCUGAAAAUGGAAGGAUCAAGAGCAGGAAGAAAGGGGGUCUUGGCCAUCGACGCUGAGAUCUUUGAGAUCACUCCUUCCUUUCAUUUGGUGGAAAUAAAGAAGACAAAUGGGAAUACCUUGGAGUACCAGAAGCUGUUGAAAGAAGACAUUAGGCCAGCCCUUAAGGACAUUGUUUGGGCGUGGCAAGGUGAUAAGGAGCAGCAGCAGGAGCAGCAGUAGCAGCAGCAGCAACAGCAGCCCUAGUUCAUCUUGAUCGAGUGUGUUCUGCUGUACUAGUCAAGGUCAUUUUACGUUUUGAGUAAUUUCUAGAUGUUUUUGUUUUCUUCUUAUCACUGUCUUUGUGUAGAAAUUGUUGCCUUGUUGCCCUGUGACUAUAGUAAUUUUCUGAAGUUAUUCUGUCUUUAUAAUGCAUGCAUGAUUGAGCAACCACCUAGUAUAAUCUAGAGUUUGGCUUCA
Messenger RNA from Elaeis guineensis (African oil palm), 1942 nucleotides. Lineage: Eukaryota; Viridiplantae; Streptophyta; Magnoliopsida; Arecales; Arecaceae. The record is from RefSeq and is a predicted model, not a curated record.